ACUCAAAUUUUAGCCGCGUGUAGGCAGGCCAGAAGUUGGGCCGCAGCAGAGUGAGUGGCUAGGGGAUUUCGAAGACCACCUGCGCUGGCGGCGUACCUCCCGGCGGCGCUCUUCCCCGGCGGCUCCUCCAUGCCUCCAUGAGCUGAGAGACGCUCCUCCCGGCUGACUCCACUCGUAACUGCGCCGCCCGCCUUGUGAGAUGGAGCUGCGGUCGGAGCCUCGCCUCCGCUCGCUACCGACGCCUGGACCACCCCGUAGUCCACGGCCGCCGGGCUUCCCUGAUGGAGACGAGCCGGACAGGAUCAGCGCCCUUCCGGACGAGAUGCUGCUCCAGAUCCUCGCCCGCCUCCGCUGCGGCCGCGCCGCCGCCCACACGAGCGGCCUCUCCCGCCGCUGGCGCGGCCUCUGGAGGCACCUCCGCGAGCUCUCCUUCCGCGGCAUGCCGGCCAACGCAAUCAACGCAGCCCUCGACCAGGUCGCCGGCCAGGCUCUGACCUUCCUCGAGGUAGACAUCCCUGAGGAGCACAGGGUUCUGGAACAUGCCCGCGUCUCGGCGCUGUUCCUUGCCGCGGCGCGUCUUGCGCCGGCAGACCUCGUGUUCAGCCUCUGGGGCAACGCCUACGAUAAAGAUGGGGACAUUCCUAUCGAGAUGCCCUCCUUCGAGAGAACCACCUCCAUCAAGCUGGACGUGAUGGACCACGUUCUAAUCCCGCCGGCAGGGGCCGUUGAGUUCCCGCUGCUGGAGAAGCUGUCCAUCGUCUGCUGCCACAUCGACACGGCGGAGCUGGUCCGUCGGUGCCCUCGCCUGCGCCUGUUCGAGAUGGAGGUUUUUCCCUCGCAAGAUGUCGCCGCAAACCGUAUCAAAGUCCACUCACCCACGAUUGAGGACCUUGUGGUGAAGGUGGAUGACGUCCAACUGCAUAGCCUGGACAUCAUGGCCCCCGUGCUUAAGCGCUUCAGCCUGCGGGUCAACAUGGCCAAGGAUUUCACUGUUUCGUUCUCAGCUCCAAUGGUGGAAAAUAUCCGGUGGGAUUGCCUGUGUGAGGACGAAAAUGUUGGGUUUGGUGAGAAAUGGCGUCUGUGCUACCUGAAGCUAGUGAUGAAGGAGAAUGUAGGCGUCCUACGGAUGUCGAUAUCUUGUGAGGGUUGGAAUUGGAUGCUACCUGACCGGAGCUUUUCUCAGGAGAUAGCACAGCUUCCCGCCUUUUCUGUUCUGGAGUUAUAUUUACAAUCGAAAGACCAUUGUAUUGGAGCACUGGUAUCGCAUCUGCUUGGAGUCUGUUCCUCUAUACGAAGACUCAAGGUGGUUAUUGGACAAUAUGUGAGCACAGAAGGCUGCUCACCAAAUUGUCCUUGUGAUCAACCCCAAAACUGGAGAAAUGAAAUUAUAUCUUUGAAAGCUCUUGAAGAAGUGGAAGUUACAGGUUUUGAUGGACUUGAUAGUGAAGUUGAUUUCCUGAAGCUUCUCUUCAGAUGUGCGCCUUUGAUGAAGAGCAUGACCGUUGUAUUGGCCCCUGAGUUUUUACUAGCCGACGAAUAUUGUGAAGAAAUCUAUAGCAUCUUUGAGGCAAAUCCUCAUGUCAAAUGCUCUGUUGAUCGCACCUCUUGCAAGGGCUAAGCAGGUUCUGAAUCCGUGGUCCUCAAUCUGUCUUGUCUCAAAAGUUGAGUUCAUGCAUUUCUCUAGCCUAGUUUUACGCUGUUGCUUAAGAAACUAGAUCUGUUUGAUCAACAUCUGCCCUCUGUCUCGGCUAUCAAAUGAAAUGCAUGUAAGACUGGUUCUUUGGUUCAGACUAACGAAAGGGAUCAUGACCA
This is a messenger RNA of Lolium rigidum, 1812 nucleotides long. RefSeq lists its product as uncharacterized. The transcript has 5 exons. The record is from RefSeq and is a predicted model, not a curated record. The coding region runs from base 200 to 1618 and encodes 472 amino acids. Lineage: Eukaryota; Viridiplantae; Streptophyta; Magnoliopsida; Poales; Poaceae. Gene Ontology annotation, molecular function: protein binding.